Molecule: messenger RNA, 310 nt
Organism: Ascoidea rubescens DSM 1968
Lineage: Eukaryota; Fungi; Ascomycota; Saccharomycetes; Ascoideales; Ascoideaceae
Exons: 1
Coding region: 101-268 (55 amino acids)
Source: RefSeq, a predicted model, not a curated record
GAAGCACAAAUGCUUUGCUUUUCACUCUAGUAACUUUGAAAAUUACAAAGUAAAACAUAAGGAACAUUCACUUUCAACAACAACACAGUGCAAAAUUGAUAUGCCAGAAUUUUUGCUUAGUCAACGUAUUGCAGUUAUCACAAUUUAUUCAGUGCAUGAUUUAUUAAUUUCUGAUUGUGUAUUUUCUAUCUACUCAAAUGAUUUACUCACUUUUCAUCCAUUUACCACUAAGAUUAUGUCCCCACUCAAAUAUAACUUAACUAGAUAAAAGGCGUUAAUUAGCUUAAAAUUUAAAUUUCAGUUUUCUUUA